Messenger RNA from Aegilops tauschii subsp. strangulata, 814 nucleotides. RefSeq names its product glutathione S-transferase 4-like. The record is from RefSeq and is a predicted model, not a curated record. NCBI's taxonomy places the organism in Eukaryota, Viridiplantae, Streptophyta, Magnoliopsida, Poales, Poaceae. Gene Ontology annotation, biological process: glutathione metabolic process. Gene Ontology annotation, molecular function: glutathione binding; glutathione transferase activity. Gene Ontology annotation, cellular component: cytoplasm.
GAGCAAAGCAGAGGUGCAAUGUCGCCGGUGGUGAAGGUGUACGGGUGGGCGGUGUCGCCGUUCGUGGCGCGCUCGUUGCUGUGCCUGGAGGAAGCCGGCGUCGAGUACGAGCUCGUCCCCAUGAGCCGCGAGGCCGGCGACCACCGCAAGCCGGACUUCCUCGGCCGGAACCCCUUCGGCCAGGUCCCCGUCCUCGAGGACGGCGACCUCACCCUCUUCGAGUCGCGCGCGAUCGCGAGGCACGUGCUGCGCAAGCACAAGCCGGAGCUGCUGGGCUCCGGCUCGCCGGAGUCUGCGGCGAUGGUGGACGUGUGGCUGGAGGUGGAGGCCCACCAGCACCACCCCGCGGCCGCCGCCAUAUUCGUGCAUUGCAUCGUGGCGCCGCUCCUGGGCGGCGCGCCGGACCAGGCGGUGGUGAACGAGAACGUCGCCAAGCUGCGGAAGGUGCUGGAGGUGUACGAGGCGCGGCUGUCGGCGUCGAGGUACCUCGCCGGGAACGACAUCAGCCUCGCCGACCUCAGCCACUUCCCGAUCAUGCGCUACUUCAUGCAGACGGAGUACGCGUCGCUGGUGGAGGAGCUCCCGCACGUGAACGCGUGGUGGGAGGGCCUCAAGGCCAGGCCCGCGGCGAGGAAGGUGGCGGAGUUCAUGCCGCCGGACCUUGGGCUUGGAAAGAAGGCAGAGCAGUUAUGACAAGUUGACAACAACGCCGGACUGCCGGCGACGGUGACCGAUCGAACAAGGCACGGAAUCACCGGUUUUGCAUUGUACCGCUUUGAAGAUUUUUUGUCUCACGCAUGAAUAAAAUGUAAGA